Nerophis lumbriciformis (worm pipefish) is the source of this 1668-nucleotide messenger RNA. Lineage: Eukaryota; Metazoa; Chordata; Actinopteri; Syngnathiformes; Syngnathidae. The record is from RefSeq and is a predicted model, not a curated record.
AUGGAGACCGACAGACUUCAAUUCCACGAAAUGGGUCUUGACGACCGUCUUUUGAAGGCGGUGGCAGAUCUAGGUUGGUCCCAGCCCACCUUGAUCCAAGAGAAGGCCAUUCCCCUGGCUUUGGAAGGCAAGGAUCUCCUGGCUCGAGCCCGGACCGGUUCCGGAAAAACGGCUGCUUACGCCGUGCCGCUCAUCCAACGCAUCCUGGCCUCCAAGCAGAGUGUUCGGGAGCAGGAUGUGCGUGCCCUGAUCUUGGUGCCUACAAAAGAACUGGGCCAGCAGGUCCAGGCCAUGAUGAGACAGCUGACGGCGUACUGCUCCAGGGAUGUGCGCGUGGCCGACAUCUCCGGGAAAGCUGACGUGUCUGCGCAGAGGCCUGUCCUGAUGGAGAAGCCUGACGUGGUGGUGGGUACUCCAUCCCGUGUGCUGGCCCACCUCAACGCGCGCAACCUUCUCCUGAGCACGUCGCUUGAGACACUGGUUGUGGACGAGGCCGACCUGCUCUUCUCCUUUGGCUUCCAGGAUGACCUCAAGAGCCUGCUGUGCCACCUGCCAAAGAUCUACCAAUCUUUCCUCAUGUCAGCCACCCUCAGUGAAGACGUCCUCGCCUUAAAGGAGCUUCUGCUGCACAAUCCCGUGACUCUGAAGCUGCAAGGCUCCCAGCUGCCGGACACGGGCCAGCUGCAGCAGUUCAGCAUUUGCUGCGAGGAGGAAGACAAGUUCCUACUGGUCUACACGUUGCUCAAGCUGCGGCUGGUGCGGGGCAAGACGCUCAUCUUCGUAGGUGCUGUGGAGCGCAGCUACCGCCUCAAACUCUUCCUGGAGCAGUUCAGCAUUCCCGCCUGCGUCCUCAACUCGGAGCUGCCCAUACAGUCCAGGUGUCACAUCAUAACGCAGUUCAAUCAAGGUUUCUACGACUUCAUCAUUGCCUCGGAUGAACGGGGUCUGGACGACCCCACCGCCGCCACAGCGCCACAGCCGGCAGGAAAAGGCAAGAAGAAGAAAGCGGGAAAGACUAAAGAGAAGGAAUACGGCGUCUCCAGAGGCGUGGACUUCCAAAAUGUCGCCAACGUCAUCAACUUUGAUUUCCCUGCCACCGUCGAGUCCUACAUCCAUCGAGUUGGAAGGACAGCGAGAGCUGACAGUCCGGGCACAGCCUUGUCCUUCGUCUCUCACACGGAAAGCGCUUUGCUCUCGGAGGUGGAGGAGACUCUGAUGGGAGAUAACGCGGAAUCCUCCCUGAAGCCAUACCAGUUCAAGAUGGAGGCCAUUGAGGGUUUCAGGUACCGAUGCAGGGAUGCAAUGCGAUCGGUCACCAAGCAGGCAGUGAGAGAAGCCCGACUGAAGGAGAUCAAGCAGGAACUUCUCAACUCGGAGAAGCUAAAGACAUACUUCGAGGACAACCCCAGAGACCUGCAGCUCCUCAGACACGACCAAGACCUUCACCCUGCCGUCAUCAAGCCUCACCUGAAGAAUGUCCCCGACUACCUCGUCCCCGAAGCGUUGAAGAACGUGAUCGACCCUCUGUCGAAUAAGAGAAAGAGGAGGAGGAGACUGGAAAAGCCCAAACCACACGGAGUCGUCAAAAGCAGCUUCAAGGGCAAGAACCCUCUGAGGAGUUUUCGCUACACAAAAAGAGAGAAGAACAGGAAGCCGAGACGUUCGUAA